ACAAAAAUCAUAAUUCGUUGGCCGAAUUUGAAAUCCAUCGCAAUCGGCAUUUUUAAACCGCGGAUAGACGUGGUAUAACAGAAUGCUUCGGACACAACAGGAUAUCUAGCGGAUAAAAUCUAACGGAUCGCCGAUCACUGUAAACUAUGUUGACAUUACAUAACACGGAUUAUGCAACAUCCGGAUUAGAGAGGUGUUACUGUAUAUUGCUGAUUUUGAAUGUUGUAAUUUUGGGUGAAGAAUGCACAAAGUACAAUACUAUUCACGGAGAGAGGUAUAUCGGUCCAGUCGUUUCUAUGGUUACCAUGGUGGGACCACAGCAGUGUGUUAAGGAAUGUCUAGCCAGACCCGCUGACUGUGGAGGCGUGAACUACGGGAAAACGCACUUUCUCUGUGAAAUUGUGACGGACAUAAAUGAAACAGAACCAGCUACGGAGUACUUUAGAAUUCGACUUGAUGACGUGACUGGUAACCAAACAGCGUGCCAAUCAUGUUUAUCUGGAGAGAAAUGUGUGAAAUUAUCCAGCAAGAAAACACACUGUGUCCAGGAUAGAGAUGGUCCGGUUGAUUGCACCGCAAUUCACGGCUUAUCUUCAUAUCUACCUAGUGGGCUGUACACAAUAAAACUUCCGAUCCUAGGUCACGUGACUGCUGUAUGCGAAAUGGAGAUCGAUGGAGGAGGCUGGACGAUUUUUCAACGUCGCAUGGAUGGCUCUGAAGAUUUCUAUCGGACAUGGGCGGAUUACAAGGACGGAUUUGGAAAUCUGACGUCAGAGUUUUGGCUAGGCAAUGAGAAGCUACAUUAUCUACUGAGUCAGGGAACCUAUGAAUUAAGGAUGGAUAUGAGUGACUUCAGGAAUGAGACUCGUUAUGUUAAAUAUAGCAGCAUUUCUGUUGGCAACGAGGCUUCCAAAUACGUCAUAUCUCUAUCUGGUUUCUCCGGAAACGCCGGCGAUUGUUUCACAUCACGGCAUUCAAUAAACAAUAUGAAGUUUACCACAAAGGAUCAAGAUAAUGAUGCAAAUUCCGGAAACUGCGCAGUUCAGUUCCAAUCUGGAUGGUGGCAUAACAGUUGUCAUUGUUCCAACCCGAAUGGCCUCUAUUUGGCGGGGGAAACAUCAAUAUUUGCUGACGGUAUCACGUACGAUCCUUGGCUUACUCAAUAUUACUCGCUGAAAACUAUUCAACUGAUGGUUAGAAGGGUUGUGUAAGAGGAAACUGUGAAGAGGAAGAAAAAAUUAUCACCGGGUAGUUAGAUAUCCGAAGAUGUUUAGCUGAUCUUAUUUUCGUUUGUCUGGGGUGAUCAUGAAUUGAACACAAUUCGUCACUGAGUGAAAUUCAUUGUUUCCGUAGUGGCAAUUCAAUACCUGAAAUGAUUGAUAUAGUUUCAUUCUGUAACUUUCCUUAUAGAUAAGUGAGAAUUAGAAGACACCUGCCUCCAAUAACUGUUCAGUAUGAAUAACCACUUUGCAUGGCUGAUUGUAUCUUAUUUCACCAUCUCUAAUUUUUACACGACCAGAAACAACCAUUCCUGGGACACGUUUACAUGGUCGCGGUGGUUCAGUGAUUCACUGGGAGGUCGUUGUUUCGAAUCGUAUUGUCUGGAUUUACAUCCAACAAAGGAAAUAAAUGCAUACCUUGUUUACAUUAUA
Messenger RNA from Ostrea edulis (European flat oyster), 1652 nucleotides. Its product is annotated as ficolin-2-like. The transcript has 6 exons. The record is from RefSeq and is a predicted model, not a curated record. NCBI's taxonomy places the organism in Eukaryota, Metazoa, Mollusca, Bivalvia, Ostreida, Ostreidae. Bases 147 to 1211 code for a protein of 354 amino acids.